CUCGGGGCGUCCCAGCCCCGGAGGAGGGACCCGGAAGCAGAAGCGGAGCCGCGAGUCGAGCCGAGCCGCUGCCCCCGCUGCCCGCCGGCGCCGGGUGGGGGUCCCGGCUGCUGGAUGGGCAGCGGCGGCGCGGGCCGCGGGCGGCGAUGGGCGAGGAGCAGAGCACGGUGAGCGGCGGCGGGCCGCAGGAGGCGCGGGCCCCCGCCGGCGGCGCCACGGGCCACCCCGAGCCCCCGAGGCCGCGGGGGGACAGCGCCGGGGCACCGGGGCCGCGCGCCGCCUCCGCCGAGCCGAGCGGCGGUGGCUGCGGAAGCGACUCGGGCUGCGCGGACACCAGCGCCCCAAAGCCCGCGGGGAGCCGGGGGGGCCCGGACGGGAGGAAGAGCGGAGCGCCGGGGCAGCCCGCGGGACUGGCACUUACCGGGCCCCUCAACCCCCAGACUUUGCAGCAGCAGCUGGAAGAGGAGGAGGAAGCAGGGGGCCGAGACGAGGGAGGGCAUGAACAGCAGGACGUGCCCCAGGGCGAAGAGCCGGAGCCCAGGACCCGCGUCGGGGCCGCGGACGAACUGGUCUUGGACGUGCUGGGUCAGCGGCGCCCAAUCCCCGCCAAGAGACAAGUCUUCUGCUCCGUGUUCUGCGUGGAGAACGACCUGCCCGAGGCCCCCACCGCGGAGCAGCCCUCGCCACCCGCAUCUUCACCUCGGGCUCCGCCGGUGACGAACGUUCCCAGCACCCCCACCUCCUUCCCCAGCCCCCGGCUGUCCCUCCCGACGGACCCCUUGUCCCCCGACGGCGGCAGCAUCGAGCUGGAGUUCUACCUGGCGCCCGAGCCAUUCUCCGUGCCCAGCCUGUUGGGAGCUCCACCCUACUCUGACCUGGGUGGGGUAGGGGAUCCCUAUGUGCCCCUCAUGGUGCUGAUGUGCCGGGUGUGCCUGGAAGACAAGCCCAUCAAGCCCUUGCCCUGCUGCAAGAAGGCCGUGUGCGAGGAGUGCCUCAAAGUCUACCUGAGCUCCCAGGUACAGCUUGGCCAAGUAGAAAUCAAAUGCCCUAUCACAGAAUGUUUUGAAUUCCUGGAAGAAAGAACGAUUACCUAUAACUUAACACAUGAAGAUUCCAUCAAAUAUAAGUACUUCUUGGAACUUGGCCGUAUUGAUUCCAGCACCAAGCCUUGUCCUCAGUGCAAGCACUUUACAACCUUCAAGAAAAAAGGACAUAUUCCCACCCCUUCCAGAUCAGAAAGCAAAUACAAAAUCCAGUGCCCCACUUGCCAAUUCGUCUGGUGUUUUAAGUGCCACUCUCCUUGGCAUGAAGGUGUUAACUGCAAGGAGUACAAAAAAGGGGACAAGUUGUUGCGUCACUGGGCCAGUGAAAUUGAGCAUGGGCAGAGGAAUGCCCAGAAGUGUCCAAAGUGCAAGAUCCACAUCCAGAGAACUGAAGGAUGUGACCAUAUGACCUGCUCACAAUGUAACACUAAUUUUUGUUACCGAUGUGGGGAAAGAUACCGCCAGCUCCGGUUCUUUGGAGACCACACUUCAAACCUCAGUAUAUUUGGAUGCAAAUAUCGCUACCUCCCAGAGAGACCUCAUCUAAGGAGAUUAGUGCGAGGGUCGGUCUGUGCUGGAAAAUUAUUCGUUGCACCUCUAAUCCUGGUCUUGGGAUUAGCACUAGGGGCCAUAGCAGUUGUAAUCGGUUUAUUUGUAUUUCCUAUCUAUUGCCUUUGUAAAAAACAGAGAAAACGAUCACGGACAGGAAUGCACUGGUAAAAUGCAGAAUGAUUUCCUGUAACUAAGCCGGUCUGGGUAGGAGCCACACAGAAUGGCACACCGUCUGAGAGUCACGUCUUGAAAAACACUGCGUCCAGUCUCCCUGUGGUUCUCUGCAGGCCACAAUGCCUCUAGCUCCGGUGCGCUCCCUACAUGGUAUCCUGUCCUUUCCUUAUACAGUUUGCUGCUGUUAAAAAAUGGUCACUUUCAUAGACUAUAAAUAUCUGUAACGUAACUCUGACAUUCUUACUGGUUCUUGGAAGAAAAUAUUUUAAUUAAGAGCCAGUUAUCCUCAGAAUUAUCUGAGCAUGCCUCUCCCGAGCACUGUUUGGACUGUCUUUGUACCUAACCCCCCUUCCAGGCCCUCUUCUGAGACUUGGUGUGAAUAGCGGAAGUCAUCCCACCUGUACCAAUAAGCAAGGCCACUUUUCAGAAGAUAAAGGCCGGCCAUAUGUACCUGUUUUUAUCUGUGGCCCAAGCAAUGUAAUUCCUUCAUCCUUCCGAUGCUAUAAUUGUUAAAAAUCUCAAUGCCCAAAAGGGAACAAAUGAAACGAAAUUAAUGAGAAGAAUCAUGGGUUGCUGAAGUGUAUAUGUGCAGGGGUGUGAAUGUGUGUGUAUAAUAAGUAUCUGUAUUAAAACUAGGUUCAGUUACCUUGUACUUGUCAAGUUCCAUGCCUCUACACUAUUUUUCCACAUUUUCAUAGACAUACUUAAAGAUAAUCGUUCCUUUGUGGGCAUAUUUUGGUAAUGUACUGAAUUAAAGUCAAUGUAGACAACAGGCUACUUUGAUGUUGACCCUUUCUAUUCCUUGCUCUCUUUGUCUCACACACAUGCACACACGCCAGAAAUCUGUGCAAUGUCACCUCAAGGAUCAUCAAACUUUAUUAACUGACAAAACUGAUAGGCUGCUUUUAGGAAAUUGUCAAGACCAGAAUGUUUAGUCUCUUCAGAUUUCUUAUAUUUUGGCAUAGAUGUUUUAUUAAAUGAACAAAUCCUUCAGAGGGGAUUAAUUUAAAUAACAAGUUUGCUGUAGUGAGAACUGCUUAAGCCUUUAAACAAAUUGUUGUUCUGCUAGUUUUUUAAUCAACUAGUAAUGACAGAUAAUUCUGCUUUAGGUCAAGUUCUGAUAGUAUUGGAAACCCCACCCUCUUACCUCUUUUCUCUUUCUCUCUCUCUCUUUUUUGUUUGUCCCCAAGAUUUUCAUUUAAAAAAAAGUACUAGUUUUGAAGGGUUUUUCUUAUGUUUACUGCUCAAGUGCAUACUAAUGUGCUGAUGUCUUCUUAUGGAUAGGGUAAUUUGAAAACACAAUUUUUUGUGAUUAUGGAUGCGUUUAUCUAAAAUAGAAACAACUUUUGGAGAAGGAAACAAAAAAAAAAGGAAGGAAAUAUUUUCAGCAAGUUUUACCAAGCUGAGAAGUCUUUAAAAAUAAGAAAAAGACACAUAGCUAAACAAUGUUAUUCCUUUGUUUUCAUCAUGAAAGUUCAUUAGCAGAAUGGAAGUAAAGAUCCCUAAGAAGCCUGAAGUUUCCCCUUGUCUCCAAAUCCUUAAAAUUAGAUAUCUGCAUAGAUGUAGCAUUUAUUUGUCAGAAGCCUUACCUGAAUUGUAAUAAAUUCUGUGAUAAAACAUGCAUUAACAUGGAUAGUUGGUCUUGUUGGGCUCUAACAACUAUAAGAACAUUUAUCAUUUUUAUUGGGCCUAAAAAGUCCAUGAUAGUGAAGUUUACUUUCAUGAGUAAUGAGCUAGCAUGCUUCCAUUCCUUCUGAAGAACACUCAGAAUAGCUACACUGAAGCUUCUGGACUAGUCUCUAUUCAGUUAGAAGAAGGUGUGCCAUUUGUGAUUCUACAAUGGUGUAUUUCUAAAGCAUAACAUGGUGCAAGAAAAAGUGAUGCUUUAGUUUCACAAAUUCACCUUUCCAUUCAUCCAUCCAUCCAAUGGAUAUUUUUGAGUGCCUAUUCUAUGUGCUCUAGUCUUAAAACAAGAGAAUGAAACUUUCUAGCCUACAUCGAUGUAAUUCUGUCAUAAAAGUGCUUAAUUUUUGUAAAUUCAUUUUUUUCUGGACUUAGGUGUUAGUUUGACAAUAUGUGAAUGUGAUGAAUUUUAAAUCUAGUGGAUAAUAUGUUUAUGUAUGAUAUGUGUAUGUAUAUAUACAUUUAAAUAUACAUACAUAUAUAAUAUUUGCAUAGCUGCAUAUAAAUACAGUUGCCACAUACAUAUAUACCAACUGGCUAAAUAAUAUACUCUCUGGUCUUAGAUAAUCUAUUUUCUUAGGUUAUUGUGUCUCUUGUCUUUGGCCUACUCAGGGAUUUUUAUUCCUUCCUUUGAAUAACUUAUCUUUUGGAGGAAUUUUUAUAUUAUUUAGAAAUGUUCCAAUUUUCCA
This is a messenger RNA of Acinonyx jubatus (cheetah), 4141 nucleotides long. RefSeq names its product ring finger protein 217 (gene RNF217). Gene Ontology annotation, molecular function: ubiquitin protein ligase activity; zinc ion binding; ubiquitin conjugating enzyme binding. Lineage: Eukaryota; Metazoa; Chordata; Mammalia; Carnivora; Felidae. Gene Ontology annotation, cellular component: ubiquitin ligase complex; cytoplasm. The transcript has 6 exons. The coding region runs from base 147 to 1763 and encodes 538 amino acids. Gene Ontology annotation, biological process: positive regulation of proteasomal ubiquitin-dependent protein catabolic process; protein polyubiquitination; ubiquitin-dependent protein catabolic process. The record is from RefSeq and is a predicted model, not a curated record.